Messenger RNA from Linum trigynum, 918 nucleotides. NCBI's taxonomy places the organism in Eukaryota, Viridiplantae, Streptophyta, Magnoliopsida, Malpighiales, Linaceae. The record is from the annotation of a GenBank genome assembly.
AUGCCUCUUCGUGCAUUAGUUGAUUUGGGUAUUGAAGAUGUUGACUGUGGAGUGCAUGUUAGAGUUCUACGAAAAUGGAAUGUGAAGAAAAGAGGCACCAAAGAAGAUGUUUGUGUGAACAUGAUUAUUGUUGAUGCUUCGGGAUAUCAAAUGGAAAUUGUUAUUCAUAAGAUCUUGAUCCCAAGGUUUGCUCCACUCAUUAAGGAAGGCUGCGUGUACUAUUUUGGUCAGUUCUUGGUUAAUAGGAACACUGCUAGCUUCCGUGUAACUGCACCGAAGUUUUGCAUCGUGCUCCUCCCUGAUUCGGUCAUUCUGUGGGACUCAUUGGUCGACCAGCUUGAGAAUUUCCUUUCCACUGAAUCUGAAAUUGGGGCAGUGCUCACAAUCACUUCUGUUUAUGUGCAUAAGUACCAUGGAGAGUACUUUUUUUCCUCCUCAUGUGCCUCUAAGAUGUUCUGCAAUCUGCACUAUCCUCCUGGCCAUGCUUUGCUCGAUUUCAGUGGUGGUAGUGGUGUUCCUCGCAGUGAUGGUGAAAUCUGCCAGAGUCUCAUUGUUCCAUGUUCUGUCAAAUCGAUGGAAGCUUUGAAUGCUGCUGGUCCCAUUAAGGGACUGACUUUCAAAAUAGAAGCAGAGGUCACAGAAGUGAAUGCUCAUUGGUCUGAUCGACAAGGUGCCUUUAUAGUGCAGCUGCUGGUGAAAGAUGGAAAUGAUGGUUGCGCUUUAAUCUUCAAAAGCAAUGCUUUCUGGUCAAUCACAGACUCAAUUUUUGAGAGUGCGGCUCAGUUUCAGAGGUCAAGUUUCGAGGUCAACCUGAAGUCCUUCAGGGGAAAGAUGUUUCAGUUCCUGGUGAAAGCUGUGCCUCACUUUUAUAAACCUGGAGCAGUGCAUUUUGAGGUUGUGAAAAUCUUCAGUGGCUGA